AUGGCGUCUCCCAGCAGCGUAGCCACCAUAUUGGACCCGUUGGGAUUCAACAGUCCGGCCGGGCGUGCGCUGAUGGUGCUUCGUCCGGAAAACGAGGCUGCCAAAUGGGCCUUUUCACAAGUUGUUGACUUUAUCAAAGAGCAAGAUGCCCAAUCCGACGAUGAUGAUCUCGUGACCGACGUCCGAAACCACUAUGCUAAAUUCAUGUGGUUUUCUGAUGAGCAAGUCUAUGAUGCUGCCGUCUCCCGGUUUGUCAAUCACAGCACAAUACUUGAAAGUCCCUCGUCACCGUCUUCGUUGUCGUCGUCUACUUGUAGUCUUGAAGAGCCAUGUCCCACCAUAAUCUGGACAGGCUUCUAUUUUCUGGACUCAAAUGUCAAAACGCUUCAUUCCGACUGCGGCUGGUUGGUCGGCCGUCUCAGCAAAAGGGGAGUUUCCUUUGCUCAGCCUACUGUCGACAUAUUACUCACGGAUAGUCGGGCUGGCAAUGUCGCUAGAAGACAUGCCGUCAUCAACUUUUCUCCAGAAACGCGUCUAGCAACUGUUUCGUUGGAGUUCGGCAACUCCGCUGUUGUUAAUGCAACUUCUUUGACUUCCAAGGGCAGCGUUGCAGGCUGUGCCCUGGGUCAAAAUCGGAUUCAUUUUGGUGAUUUAAUGUACUCGCUUGAGUAUACUUCAUAUUGCCUCCGACCCCAAGGUCAAACAGAUCUCAGUAGCCACAUUACGGGUAUUCAUGGUGAUGACCAGCCAACCAAAGAAGUCUUACAAGCUACUCCAACUCCUCAAACAACCAAUGUACAAACUAUAGGAAAGUAUACAAUCACAGGCGGCCUGACAGGUCGAGGUACCUUUGGCCGCGUCCGUCCAGCUGUUGGUUCCGAUGGACAAAAGAUUGUGGCCGUCAAGACGAUGGAGGCAAGACCCAGCAGAAUACAACAUACUCGAGAAAAAAUUGCAUUGAUGGAUUUCAUUGCACAGCGAGCACAAGCCGAAAAGCAACAAAAUGUUUUGACAAUGAUUGAGAGCAUUCAUAUACAAGGACGGCAAGUGGAUGAGUUCCAUAUUGUUUUGGAGCCUUACAUCGGGUUUACAUUAUCUGAAAUACCCAGAGAUACACACUAUACAAAGCAUGAGCUCAUCUUACACGACUGUCUUCGAGGUCUGGCCUUUUUACAUUCACAUCGCAUAGUACAUACAGACAUUAAACCGGAAAAUAUCGGACUCUUGGACUUUCACAAAAACGAAAUGCAUCAGCCGGCCCACCUAGCAUCUUAUUCACGUCCUCCACGCACCGUUAUCCUUGAUAUUGACUCCAUGGAGCAGAUUCCCAGUGGCCAAACUGCGAUUCAAGCAGCACCCGGAUCAAACGGCACAGUAGGGGUUCAUUCCCCAGAGCAUGAAAUGUCAAAAUACGACGGCAGAACAGAUGUCUGGGCUUUGGGCGUCAGCCUCUUUAGAGCAAUCUUUAGCACGUUUCCAUGGUCUUACGGCACAGAAGGCAAUCCAUGGAGAAAAGAUCGCGAAGACGUUGAAGCACGAGACAAGUUCCACGCACGAUACGAGAAAGCAAUUGGCAAGGUUACCGAUCAUCAUCACUUUCUAGGCGGUGAGUAUACCUAG
Molecule: messenger RNA, 1620 nt
Organism: Trichoderma aggressivum f. europaeum
Lineage: Eukaryota; Fungi; Ascomycota; Sordariomycetes; Hypocreales; Hypocreaceae
Exons: 2
Coding region: 1-1620 (539 amino acids)
Biological process (GO): regulation of autophagy; peptidyl-serine phosphorylation; protein autophosphorylation
Cellular component (GO): cytoplasm; membrane; cytosol
Molecular function (GO): protein serine/threonine kinase activity; protein binding; ATP binding
Source: RefSeq, a predicted model, not a curated record